UUCUGACCAAUGAGGAAGGAGAGAAGUUGAGGAGGUCAUGCUUCUUGUAUGACAGCUACCAUCAAACCCAGUAUCGAGACUGGUUUUUAUCGAACUUUAGCGUCGCACACACACAGACCGGUUUUGUUACUUCCCAAGGACACGUCCAUCAUGGCUUUUAAUUUUCCACACAGAAAAGUUCCCAGCAGGGUCCACUCGUUCCCGGCUCAGACCCCAUCUGUGGAGAACCUCUUCAGACCUUCCCCCGAUCAGACCUGCUCCCUCACCGACGGCAUCAUUUACGACCGUCGCGUGGUCAGAGCCAAUGUCUCGGGUUACGACGUUUCGUCCACGGCCCCGCAGUAUGCCGACGAGAACCUCCGACAACAGUUCAGGACGCCUGUUCUCCACAAGGACGCCAGCGUGGAGACCGGACACAGGACGCCUCAGCCGCCGAAGCAACCGAAACACAGCGACGCACAAACAGACCUCAACCUGGGAGAAUACGGCGUUCCCAUCAUGGUCACGGUGACGACGGUGGAGGAAGUCAAAGAAACCUUCAAGCCUCCGAAAACAGGAAGAGACAUCGCCACGCAGAUCAUGGAGGGAGACCUGUUUGACUUUGACAAGGAGGUGCCCCCCCUGGUGGAGAUCAUGGUGGACAAGAUCAUAGAGCAGUCGGUGCUGGAGGUGCGGGAGGAGGAGGAGCUGGCCCGUCUGAGCGCCCAGCAGAGGGCCUUCCAGGAACUGAGGAACACGGAGAUGGCCGAGGUCCAGAGGCUGAAGGAGCAGGAGAGACGCCACAGGAAGGAGAAGGAGCGAAGAAUCGCCCAACAGCAGGAGGCGCUGAGGAAAGAACUGGAGUUGAUGCAGAGUAACGCCGUCAGGGCCUACACCAAAGAACACCUGGCCGAGCUCUUUCCUGCCAUCUUCAUCUCACAGCGACCCAAGGACCCUGUGGAGAAGGAGAUCGAGGACCACUUCCUGCCGUGGCUGAUGACGGAGGUCCACGUCCGCAUGGAGAAGAGAACCAGAACCAGGCAGGUUCUGGACGCUUUAGUGAAGGACGUGGGUCAGCUGAGAGUUUCGCGGUCAGAUUCUGACCCGUGAUGUUGGAAGGUGAAGAUGAAGAGCCAACGAGAAGCUGUUGUCAUGACGACCAGGAGGAAAAUGUUGCUGUAAUUUAUUGGUUUGUUAAAUAAACAGAAUCCUGUUGA
Cynoglossus semilaevis (tongue sole) is the source of this 1196-nucleotide messenger RNA. Its product is annotated as radial spoke head protein 3 homolog. Gene Ontology annotation, cellular component: cilium. The transcript has a single exon. The coding region runs from base 49 to 1089 and encodes 346 amino acids. The record is from RefSeq and is a predicted model, not a curated record. Lineage: Eukaryota; Metazoa; Chordata; Actinopteri; Pleuronectiformes; Cynoglossidae.